CCAGGCCUGACUGAUGCUCACCAUGCAUCUCCUGAGAGGACGAGAGUGGUGGUUCACAGUGGCAAUAGCCUUUCUUGUUCUCGUCGCCCACGGGGUGAGGGCUGCUAGGCGUGUUGAUGCCAAUCUCCAUCUUCAAAAUGCUUUGUAUAAGCGGCAGCUUCAGAUGGCGGAUAUGACGUCAGACAUGUCCAUGCAGCACCGCAGAGAAGUAGCCCCCCUUUCCAUGUCGGAACUUGACGAGGUGAUGGCCUUAGGUCCGAACUCAGCCCUGGAGGUCACAAGGUCAGCAAGCACAGUCCAGGGCACACGACUGCUUCGUCUGCAAGAAACCUUCAAAGGCAAGUCUGUAAACGACGCCGUCCUAACGGUGGAAACGGACAGCACAGGGCAACAUGUGUAUGACGCCAGUGGUGCUGUGUAUCAGGGUAUAGAGGACGACACGGACGGCACUGGAAACAUCGACAGUCAGACCGCAUUAGACAUCUGUCUCACCUUGAAUGGGGACGAUGCCAUUACAGAUGACAUCACCAGUGUCAAGAGCGAGCCCGAAAUAUUCGUAGACAAAGAAGACCGAGCAUACCCGGGGUAUUUAGUGCAGUACCUCGUCAUCCAAGAGUCCCAAGAGCGCAGGCCCACGUGUCUAGUUGACGCACGGGAUGGGAGGGUCACCAUGACCUGGGACGCCCUCGACACUUGCAGUCAGUGCGAUGUCAAAGGCACGGGAGGGAAUCGCAAGAUCGGCAAGAUCCACUACGGGGAACUUCACAAAUGCCUGGAUGUCAAACGUGUCAAUAAUACAUGCUAUACAGAAAACAAAUACGUUAAAGUCGUUGAUAACAAAGGAUUGUUUCUUAACAGCAGUAGUGCAUUGUACAACUUCAGUGAUGCCGCUUCUUACGACUGCGAGGAAGCCACAGACCAAAUCAACGGCGCGUACUCACCCAUCCUGGAUGCUCUGUUUUACGGAACGACUGUUGCGAGAAUGUUUGAGGACUGGUACAACACUACCCCACUAGAUGGACAGAUAAUAAUCAGGGUACAUGUAGGUGUGAAUUUAUCUAACGCUUUCUGGACUGGCCGCGAAUGUCUGCUUGGUGACGGCGGUGAAAAGUUCCAUCCUUUGGUUACUUUAGAUGUUACGGGACAUGAAAUAGCACACGGAGUUACAGAACAAUCGUCCAGUCUCUAUUAUUUUAACCAGUGGGGUGCUAUCAAUGAGGCGUUUUCAGACAUUACUGGAGAAACAUGUGAAGCUUAUUUGUGGAAGGCAGACUGGGUCAUAGGUUUCGACUUCGCUAAGAAAAGGUACCCUCCACUGCGCUAUUUGGAAUACCCCUGGGCUGACAACCACUCUAUAUCCCACGUAGAUAAUUUCACCGACGAUCUCGAUGUACACUAUGGCAGCGGUGUGUACAACCGGGUUUUCUAUCUUCUUGUCCACGAAUACGAGCAGUCCAUCAAAGAAAUCUACCGAGUCUUUCUGCACGCCAACCGAAUGUACUGGCAUCACAUGUCUGACUACCACAGCGCUGCCUGUGACGUCAUGAAGGCUGCCUACGAUCUGGGUCAAGAUGGCGCUCUCUUCCGCCGGGCUUUCAAAGAGGUCGGAAUAGACGUCUGUGACAUACAAAACCAUUUCGUGGGACUUAGGAAUGAUAAGGUUUACGAUAACAUCACAGUGUCCAGUGAAGUGUCCCCUGUAUUCCUCUACACGCUCUCUACUAAAGAACCGUAUUGGAAGUUCAGCGGCGUAAGUGUCAGCGCCAACAGCUCCACUGAUGACGUGCACAUCGUCCUCACCGACCAAGGCUGGGAUGUCGACGAGAAAGAGAGGGAAAUAUUUGCCGAGGGUGACAACCUCGUCAAAGCUGAAAUCGAAAGUAACGCAACUGCCAUCAGUAUCUACAUUAGGUUAUCGAGUGAAUCAACAAAACCUCUAACUGAUGUCACACUACUGGUGUCCGCAUUUAAACUCUAGUCUCGUCACAAAGGUCAGUCUAUCCAAUUCAUACGGCAACAAACAAAAUAAGAAUGUGUAGCCUACAGAAUGUAACAUGUCUAAAGCGGUCAUGCGAUGUCCGAGCAGACUAACUUGAAGUGCUGUUAUUUGUUUGACACUUUCCAAUAAUAAAUAUUGUCCAGCUGA
Pomacea canaliculata is the source of this 2146-nucleotide messenger RNA. Its product is annotated as elastase-like. Bases 14 to 1978 code for a protein of 654 amino acids. Gene Ontology annotation, molecular function: metalloendopeptidase activity. NCBI's taxonomy places the organism in Eukaryota, Metazoa, Mollusca, Gastropoda, Architaenioglossa, Ampullariidae. The record is from RefSeq and is a predicted model, not a curated record. The transcript is spliced from 4 exons. Gene Ontology annotation, biological process: proteolysis.